UCCAAAUCCUCCUCGUCCAAGGUAUCCUCAACUUCAUUCCGCCACGCGCCCACCACCGCCACCCUCGCCUGGCUCGCCAUCUCCCUGCCCCUCGUCAUCUGGGACACGGGCUACGUCCUCCUGCGCCCGCUCUCCAUGCCCGGCGGCUCGCUCCACUGGCCCGUCUGGGCGCCCUACAAGCUCUACGGCGAGGUCGACCACAUCUACGGCUGGAAGGCCUUCAACGCCGGAAACGGCUUCACCAGCGCCCAGGGCCUGCUCAACGCCGCCGAGACGCUCAUGUAUCUGUACUAUCUCGCCGCCUGGCUGUUUAGCAGCAAGACCGCCGAGGGGGGUGCCAGGGUGCUGGCCGGCAGAGGCGGCGCCAGGGCUACGCUGUUUGGCUAUGCCGCUGCUGUCAUGACGCUUAGCAAAACUAUUCUGUAUUGGGCAAACGAAUACUACAGCGGCUUUGACAACAUCGGCCACAACCCCCUCAACGACCUCAUCCUCCUCUGGAUCAUUCCCAACGGUGCUUGGCUCGUCGGCCCGACUUACAUGAUCUGGUCCAUCGGCGCCGACCUCAUC
Molecule: messenger RNA, 567 nt
Organism: Trichoderma atroviride IMI 206040
Lineage: Eukaryota; Fungi; Ascomycota; Sordariomycetes; Hypocreales; Hypocreaceae
Source: RefSeq, a predicted model, not a curated record